AUGGGAAAUUAUGUCUCACAACAAUGUCGAGAAAAUAUAUUUACUAUUGAAACUCUGAAGGAUUUUCAACAUAUAGAGGACAACAGAGACCAGGGAUUAAAUAUUCGGGAAAAAGCGAAACAAAUAACCGCAUUGCUGACAGAUGAAGAACGUCUCAAGAACGAAAGGACACGUUUGGGCGGGAGUAUCAACACUGCAAAUUACCAACAACCUCAAGCUGCUUUAGGUGCGAGGAGUCGAGGAUGGUUCCGGGAGAAUAGCGCACUUGGCGGCGGAUCAGAGCGGAGGAUCCAACGUUCUGAAACUGGGACUGCAUUAGAUCCAGAAAUUGAAGAUGCUCGUCCAUCUUCAAUUGGCGAGGAAGAGAUGCAGCUUCAAAUAGCAAUAGCUCUUUCAAAAGAGGAGCAUGAAAAAAUUGAUGAAAUGAUGAGAAGUGACGAAGUCCGAUUGCAGGUAUCUUAUUACUUUUCUAAUUCAUUUCAUUCUAUUUGGUCCGUUUAAAC
This is a messenger RNA of Strongylus vulgaris, 503 nucleotides long. The record is from the annotation of a GenBank genome assembly. Lineage: Eukaryota; Metazoa; Nematoda; Chromadorea; Rhabditida; Strongylidae.